AGUGGCCGCGUGCAGUCACAUGGAGUUCGUGUGAUGUUUCACAUUGUUGUGGCACGUGUGUGGGCAGACUGCUAUGAGAACAGGCGAUACAGGGGGCUGUGAUUCUGACAUUCACCUGCACGUGCCACAUUCCUCUACAGGCAAUGAUACCAAGAAUUGACAAUACAUAUAUGGAGGAUUGUUGUGACAGAAAAUGGUUUCCAAGCGAACAGAUUGUUACUAACUAAACAUAUUGACAACAGAAAAUAGUGGAGUAGGAUUCCAUUAAUUGCAGUAGUAUACACACGAUGAAACUGUUUCGAUAAACAGAUAAAAGAACAUACUGCGAUUUAACUAUUUUCUGUGCGUGUGUUAUAUCGUACCUAGAUAGUCAUACAACAAAGGGAAAUAAUCGAAUUGUUGUCACAUUUUGUUGUUCAUAUUCAUUCAUCUAUACAUGUAAACCGGUUAUGUGAUUUUAUUUUCGAUGAUACAUGAAAUUGUUAUGAUAUAAUACUAGUCGAAAGGAAAGUUAUCACAGAAUAAUUUAACAUUGAACGUUCUCUAUCGUAGUGUCACAUAGAUGUGAAGCAGAUGAUAUUAAUCCCUAUAUUAACUUUUUAAUUUCCUAAUGCAGUGCUCUUCUGUGUUCAUACAACAGGACAUGACGUAAAAACAUAUAUUUUCCAAACGCAGUGCAAUAUACCAUACCUCAUGAGGUAAACGCGUUUAGUGUUUGCUGGCAACGUCAAUGCCAAAAACGAGUGCGCCUAGAAAAGAUACAUAAAAAUAAAUCUUAAAUCAAUAUAAUUAACAAUUUCAAAAUUAAGAUUAUAACCUGUUGAAGAAAUUGAUAAAGAUUCGAAAAUCUAGAGAAUCAGCUGUUACCUUUACCUAGACAUGCAAAAAUUCCACGGACUCUUCAGCAACAGCGAACUUAAAAUCUUAAGUAUUUACAUUUGCCUCAAGUUAGCGGUUUCAGUGUAUGUAACUAUGCAGAAGUUCGAGUAAUGGUCAUAAUGACACAGUGUAAUCCAGUCGCAGAUUUAAUCUAUUCAAAUUUUCAAAGGUACUAGAAGUUGCAAAGCUAAGCACAAUUUCAGAAAUCCAAACAGGUAUUAUUGCUGGACUAGAAUAAAAUGACAAUUUAAAACAUGUUUCAAGAAUUAGAAGAAUGUCUGAUAUUGUCACCAAUUUCCAACAUCGAGAAAUACCGUCUUUAAAACAAAUAAAAUUUCAUGUGGAUAUAAUACAGUGAUACUAAAUAAACAAUCAAUUUCCUCGCCGAUUUGACUGAUACAAAUAUAAAAUUAAAUCUCUACAAAUACUUAUUAGUGAACAAAUGUAAUUUUACCAUUACAAAUUCAACAAAAAUGUCGACAUAAUUCAAGGAAUUUCAAAGACGUCGUCAUUUAGAAAACACAUACUGCAGCUUCGAAAUAACCCCCGGAGAAUCCCUUUGUUUUCUUCAUUUGGGCAGUUUCCACAGGGAUUGUUUAGCGAAUCUCUAGUUAAUUUCAAAUGCUCGAAUCUCUUCAAAGACUGCAGUGAGUUGUAAAGUGUCGCCCAAGACGACUAGCAUCAUGUUCGGCAUGGACAACCUGGAGCUGGAGGCCGUGAACCGGCAGUUCUUGCUGGAGGCCCAAGGUUACAUCGGAGGUGGGGGCGGUGGUGGGGGCGGCAGCGGGGCUAGCAGCACCAACAGCAGCGCUGCCGAUCUCUUCCUCUACGACGACUCCAGCAGCUCAGCUGGUUCCACGUAUUCCUACGGCAGCGACCAGGAAAACAGCAAUGCCACUGCCUCCUCUGCCGCCUCCAGGAGCAGACACCGACUCCACAGGAGACGUAGCAAGUGUCCGCAACAACAGGUGCAGCAGAGGCAGGCUGCCAACCUGCGAGAACGGAAACGAAUGCAGAGCAUUAACGACGCGUUCGAGGGGCUUCGGGCGCACAUCCCCACGCUCCCCUAUGAGAAGCGGCUUUCCAAGGUGGACACACUAAAACUAGCCAUCGGAUACAUCAACUUCUUAAGCGAUCUGGUGGCCAGCGACAGAAAUGCCACCCAGGGCGCUGGCGGAGCUCCAGGAUCGCACGGCAUCCACCAGCCACCUCGCGAGGAGCCGAAGAAGAUCAUCCUCAGAGGGAGCUAUGGUUCCCCGUUCACGGCGCACUCCCUGUCCUGGUCCAGCAACAAGGAGAACGGGUGUAAUGGCAUCAUGUUCGCCAAGGUGUGGACACCUGAGGAUCCCCGCUCCAAUAAGGGUAUGACCCACAACGGGCCCACGUUCUCUGUCGACAGCUAAAUGGAGUAGCGCCCUCAACGGCCAAGCCAGAAGCCCAAAGCACGACCCUCAACGGGCAUGUCUCCAGAUACCUGAACGUACAGCAAGGGAUGGAGCCGGAUUUCAUUGACGCUGCAUAACAAAAUAUUGACUACGAACUGACAUCCUUGCCGUAACAUGUGUUGCUGUAAGAAACGAAUUUUUCCACACUCGCAACCAUGAAGAGUAACUGUCGAGUUUACAUGCAAAGAUAUCCAUCAGACAAAAGUUACGUCUUUCAGAAUGUGCAAUUUAUUACGAAG
Messenger RNA from Zootermopsis nevadensis, 2563 nucleotides. RefSeq names its product pancreas transcription factor 1 subunit alpha. Gene Ontology annotation, molecular function: RNA polymerase II transcription regulatory region sequence-specific DNA binding; DNA-binding transcription factor activity, RNA polymerase II-specific; protein dimerization activity. Gene Ontology annotation, biological process: developmental process; regulation of transcription by RNA polymerase II. Lineage: Eukaryota; Metazoa; Arthropoda; Insecta; Blattodea; Termopsidae. The record is from RefSeq and is a predicted model, not a curated record.